AUGUGCGCCCCCGCGGCGCGCCCUGCCUUCACACCUCGGGCCGCGUGUGGUCUCUUGCUUUACGAGACGGCCUGGGCUGCUGAGCACGCGGUCCAGUUUAUGCUGAAGAGGCAUAGUUUUAACUGGGCUGAAGAUUCUGCUCCGAAUCAUUCAGUGAAGAUCACAAUAUGGAGAAGUGAACGCCAGACGAUGUUCAGUCACAAAAUAAUGCAAAGCGUGUCCAUUCUAGAUUCAUCAGUUCAGUGUGCGGCGGCGACGUACGCCCGGAAGCGUCACGGCCGCGUGAAGACCGGAAAUGGCCAGGAUGACCGGAUCCUAUCUCCGCUUGCCUACCUGCCGCCAUGUUGUGACGUCACUCACGCUCCUACUCACAGAUUGCUGAUAGAUUUUGGCAUCAAACAGAACAAUAGCACGUAUAGCCUUACCUUAUAUGAGGAUGUUCCAAACUCAUGUGUGUAUUACGGUGUAUCAUAG
Messenger RNA from Pieris macdunnoughi, 474 nucleotides. NCBI's taxonomy places the organism in Eukaryota, Metazoa, Arthropoda, Insecta, Lepidoptera, Pieridae. The record is from the annotation of a GenBank genome assembly.